AUGGAGAGCCUCGCCGCGCUCGCCCUCUGCCUGCUCCUGCGGCUGCAGCUGCCGCCGCUGCCCGGCGCCCGCGCGCAGAGCGCCGCAGGCGGCUGUUCCUUUGAUGAGCACUACAGCAACUGUGGUUAUAGUGUGGCCCUGGGAACCAAUGGGUUUACCUGGGAGCAGAUUAACACGUGGGAGAAACCAAUGCUGGACCCAGCGGUGCCCACAGGAUCCUUCAUGAUGGUGAACAGCUCUGGAAGGGCCUCUGGCCAGAAGGCCCACCUCCUCCUGCCAACCCUGAAGGAGAAUGACACCCACUGCAUCGAUUUCCAUUACUACUUCUCCAGCCGUGACAGGUCCAGCCCAGGGGCCUUGAAUGUGUAUGUGAAGGUGAACGGCGGGCCCCAGGGGAACCCCGUCUGGAAUGUGUCGGGGGUCGUCACCGAGGGCUGGGUGAAGGCAGAGCUUGCCAUCAGCACCUUCUGGCCACACUUCUACCAGGUGAUAUUUGAAUCCGUCUCUUUGAAGGGUCAUCCUGGCUACAUCGCUGUGGACGAGGUCCGGGUCCUGGCUCAUCCAUGCAGAAAAGCACCUCAUUUUCUGCGACUCCAAAACGUCGAGGUGAACGUGGGGCAGAACGCCACGUUCCAGUGCAUUGCUGGUGGCAAGUGGUCUCAGCACGACAAGCUCUGGCUCCAGCAAUGGAAUGGCAGGGACACGGCCCUCAUGGUCACCCGCGUGGUCAACCACAGGCGCUUCUCAGCCACAGUCAGUGUGGCCGACACGGCCCAGCGGAGUGUGAGCAAGUACCGCUGCGUGAUCCGCUCGGACGGCGGCUCCGGCGUGUCCAACUACGCAGAGCUGAUCGUGAAAGAACCUCCCACGCCCAUCGCUCCCCCAGAGCUGUUGGCUGUAGGGGCCACGUACCUAUGGAUCAAGCCAAAUGCCAACUCCAUCAUCGGGGAUGGCCCCAUCAUCCUCAAGGAGGUAGAAUAUCGCACCACCACGGGCACUUGGGCUGAGACCCACAUCGUUGACUCUCCCAACUAUAAGCUGUGGCAUCUGGACCCCGACGUGGAGUACGAGAUCCGGGUGCUGCUCACACGACCAGGAGAGGGAGGCACAGGACCCCCAGGACCCCCCCUCACCACGAGAACCAAGUGUGCAGACCCGGUGCACGGCCCACAGAACGUGGAGAUAGUGGACAUCCGGGCCCGGCAGCUGACCCUGCAGUGGGAGCCCUUCGGUUACGCGGUGACGCGCUGCCACAGCUACAACCUCACGGUGCAGUACCAGUACGUGUUCAACCAGCAGCAGUACGAGGCCGAGGAGGUGAUCCAGACCUCUUCCCACUACACCCUGCGGGGCCUGCGCCCCUUCAUGACCAUCCGCCUGCGGCUGCUGCUGUCCAACCCCGAGGGCCGGAUGGAGAGUGAGGAGCUGGUGGUGCAGACCGAGGAGGACGUUCCAGGAGCUGUUCCUCUAGAAUCCAUCCAAGGGGGACCCUUUGAGGAGAAGAUCUACAUCCAGUGGAAACCCCCCAAUGAGACCAACGGAGUCAUCACACUCUAUGAGAUCAACUACAAGGCUGUUGGCUCCCUGGACCCAAGUGCCGAUCUGUCCAGCCAGAGGGGGAAAGUGUUCAAACUCCGGAAUGAAACCCACCACCUCUUUGUGGGUCUGUACCCAGGGACCACCUACUCCUUCACCAUCAAGGCCAGCACAGCAAAGGGCUUUGGACCCCCCGUCACCACUAGGAUUGCCACCAAAAUUUCAGCUCCAUCGAUGCCUGAAUAUGACACAGACACCCCGCUGAAUGAAACCGACACGACCAUCACGGUAAUGCUGAAGCCUGCUCAGUCGCGGGGAGCCCCCGUCAGUGUUUAUCAGCUGGUUGUGAAAGAAGAGCGACUUCAGAAAUCACGAAGGGCAGCUGACAUCAUUGAGUGUUUUUCGGUGCCUGUGAGCUACAGGAAUGCCUCCAACCUUGAUUCUCUACACUACUUUGCUGCCGAGUUGAAGCCCGCCAACCUUCCUGUCACUCAGCCAUUUACAGUGGGUGACAAUAAGACAUACAAUGGCUACUGGAACCCUCCUCUUUCUCCUCUCAAAAGCUACAGCAUCUACUUCCAGGCACUCAGCAAAGCAAAUGGAGAGACCAAAAUCAACUGCGUUCGUCUGGCAACAAAAGGAGCCUCUACUCAGAACUCUAACACAGUAGAACCAGAAAAGCAGGUGGACAACACUGUGAAGAUGGCCGGUGUGAUCGCGGGCCUCCUCAUGUUCAUCAUCAUUCUCCUCGGUGUGAUGCUCACCAUCAAGAGGAGAAGAAAUGCUUAUUCCUACUCCUAUUACUUGAAGCUGGCCAAGAAACAGAAGGAGACGCAGAGUGGAGCCCAGAGAGAGAUGGGACCUGUAGCCUCGACCGACAAACCCAUCACCAAGCUCAGUGCCAGUCGCAAUGAUGAAGGCUUCUCCUCUAGCUCGCAGGACGUUAACGGAUUCACAGAUGGCAGCCGUGGGGAGCUUUCCCAGCCCACCCUCACCAUCCAGACGCACCCCUACCGGUCCUGCGACCCCGUGGAGAUGAGCUACCCCCGGGACCAGUUCCAGCCCGCCAUCCGGGUGGCCGACCUGCUGCAGCACAUCACCCAGAUGAAGAGAGGCCAGGGCUACGGGUUCAAGGAGGAAUAUGAGUUCCUGCUGCCAAGAUCAAUCAGAAGCUUCACCAAAGAUGUAACACUGGGUAAAAGAAAAGUUGAAGACAACCAGAAAGAUCUCUCUGAUUACAGUGGAGAAUGGAUUGGAGGGGACAAAACCAAAGCAAGAGAAACCAGUGAGGAGACUCGUGGGAAAGUGUUUCUCCAGGCCUUGCCAGAGGGGCAGACAGCUUCCUGGGACACAGCCAAAGAAGAUGAAAACCGCAAUAAGAAUCGAUAUGGGAACAUCAUAUCCUAUGACCAUUCCCGAGUGAGGCUGCUGGUGUUGGAUGGAGACCCACAUUCCGACUACAUCAACGCCAACUACAUUGAUGGAUACCAUCGACCUCGGCACUACAUUGCAACUCAAGGUCCAAUGCAGGAGACAGUAAAGGACUUUUGGAGAAUGAUCUGGCAGGAGAACUCGGCCAGCAUCGUCAUGGUCACAAACCUCGUGGAAGUGGGCAGGGUGAAGUGUGUGCGGUACUGGCCGGAUGACACAGAGGUCUAUGGUGACAUUAAAGUGUCCCUGAUUGAAACAGAGCCCCUGGCAGAAUACGUCAUACGCACCUUCACUGUCCAGAAGAAAGGCUACCACGAGAUCCGGGAGCUCCGCCUCUUCCACUUCACCAGCUGGCCCGACCAUGGCGUCCCCUGCUAUGCCACUGGCCUCCUGGGCUUCGUCCGCCAGGUCAAGUUCCUCAACCCCCCUGAAGCUGGGCCCAUAGUGGUCCACUGCAGUGCUGGAGCCGGGAGAACAGGCUGCUUCAUUGCCAUCGACACCAUGCUUGACAUGGCUGAGAACGAAGGGGUGGUGGACAUUUUCAACUGCGUUCGAGAACUUCGGGCCCAAAGGGUCAACCUGGUGCAGACAGAGGAGCAGUACGUGUUCGUGCACGACGCCAUCCUGGAGGCCUGCCUCUGCGGCAACACCGCCAUCCCCGUGUGCGAGUUCCGCUCCCUGUACUACAACAUCAGCAGGCUGGACCCCCAGACCAACUCCAGCCAAAUCAAAGAUGAAUUUCAGACCCUCAACAUCGUGACGCCCCGUGUCCGGCCCGAGGACUGCAGCAUCGGGCUCCUGCCCCGGAACCACGAUAAGAACCGGAGCAUGGAUGUCCUGCCCCUGGACCGCUGCCUGCCCUUCCUCAUCUCCGUGGACGGGGAGUCCAGCAACUACAUCAAUGCGGCGCUGAUGGACAGCCACAAGCAGCCUGCCGCCUUCGUGGUCACCCAGCACCCUCUACCCAACACCGUGGCAGACUUCUGGAGGCUGGUGUUCGAUUAUAACUGCUCCUCUGUGGUGAUGCUGAACGAGAUGGAUACUGCCCAGCUCUGUAUGCAGUACUGGCCCGAGAAGACGUCCGGGUGCUACGGCCCCAUCCAGGUGGAGUUCGUCUCUGCGGACAUCGACGAGGACAUCAUCCACAGAAUAUUCCGCAUCUGUAACAUGGCGCGGCCACAGGACGGGUAUCGCAUCGUCCAGCACCUGCAGUACAUCGGCUGGCCGGCCUACCGGGACACGCCGCCCUCCAAGCGCUCGCUGCUCAAGGUGGUCCGGCGGCUGGAGAAGUGGCAGGAGCAGUAUGACGGCCGGGAGGGACGCACCGUGGUCCACUGCCUAAACGGGGGAGGCCGCAGUGGAACCUUCUGUGCCAUCUGCAGCGUGUGCGAGAUGAUCCAGCAGCAGAACAUCAUCGACGUGUUCCACGUGGUGAAGACGCUGCGCAACAGCAAGGCCAACAUGGUGGAGACGCUGGAACAGUAUAAAUUUGUAUAUGAAGUGGCGCUGGAAUAUUUAAGCUCCUUUUAGCCCAGAGGGAUGUGGAGCCUGCCAGAGCCCGGGCUGUGCGGCCUCACCCCCUUUUCUGUGGACAGCGGGGACUGGCGGGGGCUGAGGGCCGCCGGCCCCACUCCGGGAGAAGACUGGCGGCCAGGGGGGGCUCUGCGCCUCCAAGGACUCGACUGUGCCAGGGGAGAGGCUGAUCUCCAGCGCCCAGGCUUCCCUUCCACACCCGGCCGGCACAGCCCCGGGCCCCCGCAGAAAUGCACCCACAACAAGACCCCGAUUCUUCGGUCCCCAGACCUCUGGCUUUCGCUCUUUUUCCAGUUUGUGAAGCUCCUGGCAAGCCGGCUGUGUGGGUGCUGGGGAGCCACAGGCUUGGGGCACCUCCCCUGCCCCGCUUCUCCCUGGGAGUGGGGGGGAUGUGCGUUCUACUGCUCCCAGCUGUCCUGGGAAGGAUUGGCUCUUGGGGUCACUGCUCUGCUGGCCCCUAAAAAUCUCCUUCAGGGACCCCUGGCCCCAGAUACCUGCCUGUCUGGAUCAGUGUGACCUCAGGGUGCUCCCGAGACCAUGGCAGAGGCCCCUCCUCACUCCUCACCUGCAUGGGGCUUGGCCCACCACCACUCUGCACCCCUGCCAGGCCUGGGCCUCGACUCCGCCCUGCACUGGGCAGCCGCAGUGCCCGCGCUCUUCAGUGAGGCCCGCUCUGCUCUGUGCUCAGUGGGAGGGGCUGGAAACUGCAGGACACUCGGCUGCCCCCACCCCUUGUCUUCGUGAACAGGGACCACCUCCCUGGGCGUUGGGCUCUGGCUGACCCUGUGUCACCUGGGCGGUGGCUUCCUUUGGGAGAAGCGAUUGGGUUAUUUCCCAAACAGUCUGUGAAAAGAAACUGUCUCUGGGGGGUGGUGCAAGAUCUUAGUCUCUGCGUCAGAACGAAAGGGGGCGGGAAGUUUGAACGUGUAGCUAAAAGACAAAUCCCAAGGACUCACCCCGGAUGGCACUGCCGGGAAGCAGGGGAGAGGAUGGCUUAUCUGGCGCUGGUCCCGCGGUCUCCGGGGCAGCCAGGGCAUCAACUUGCUGUGUCGUCUUGGAUCAUCAAAUGCCAACCUGGAGAAACCCAGCUGCCAUCUCCCGAAAGCCACCAUGGGAGAUGUUAUACUUUGGUUGAAAAUAGGCCAGUGGGGGUCAGGCUUGAGGACCCAGGGUCCCGCCCAGAGUAUGGAGGAGUCCACAAAAAGGGAACCAGCACCAGCAUUCAUUAAGCACCUACUGUAUGCCAGGCCUGGCACUUUUUGCGGAACAUCUCAUGCAAUCUUAGAACUCCCCUAAGAGAGCAAUUAACCCGCUGCCCUCUCCAGUCCACAAUCGAGGAAACUGAGGCCUCUUCCUUAGAGAUGAAAUUCUAGGUUCCCACCAGGCAGGCAAUGGCCAUGAGACUUAGUCCUACUGUUUUGUCCACUCUUUUCCACCAGUUAUUUUAUAGAGGGAAAAUAAGGCCAGGAGCUUCUGAGCAGAGAACUCCACAAAUGGAAAUGUAGUUCUUUCUUUCAGAUGCCAGUUCUUCCAGGAGACCCAGAAUUUCAGAUAUGUUUGAGUAACUCUCCCAGCACCCCAGGAAGCUAGCCUCAUCUAAUUUCUUAGCCAGUGAAAACAAUUCCCUGUUCCCUCAGGCGCUGAGGUCUGCUGGCCAGGGAUGCCUCUCUCCCUUGGUCUGACAGCCUCAGGCUGGCCCGGCUGAAGGACGCUCCAGGUGGAGGCUGGCCCAACCCCAGCCAGGGCAGGCAGCACGCAGAACACGAGAGGCCGCAGUGUAGAGCUCACUGUAGACUGGGGAAAGGGAACCACAGAACAUGGUCGGCAGAGUGUAUGCGUGUUCCAUAAGCCUGGGAGGAACAGAGACUGCCUAGGGCUUCCCAGAGGAGGUGAUAUUCAUGCCAGCUGGGCCUCAACAGGAAAAGGAAGAAAAGGACAUUGAGGCCAGGGGGCCCCAUGUGCAAUGGCACAGAGGUGUGAAAAAUCCUUGAGGGGGUGGUGGUGAGUGGGAGGUGAGCCCAGCUAGAGCAUCACACAGCCCAACGUAAGGCAGCUGGGCCUGGUCAAGGGAGGGAAGCCCCACCCAGGGUGCAGGCUGCCCCAGAGGCCACAUAGAGUGGGGUGGCUUGCAGUGAUGCGCCCAGCUCCGUGCUGGAGCACACCCCCCCAGACCAGUGGGGCUGCCUCUUCUCCUUUCAUCAGACACUGUGAAAACAUCCCCUUUGGCGUGUACUUUUCCAUAUGACAUCUAUUUGUCUGUCUGCUCAUUAUUUUGUUGCUGGAACAAAAUCAGUGGCAGAGCAUGAAACUCAGCUUCUGUGAGAAACUCAGAGCCUCUGCUCCACCCAGGAGCAGGAUGACCUGCCUCUGGGGCCAUGAGGAUGGGACAUGAAAGGCGCCCACAGACGCUCUCUCAGGAGCACUGGCUCUGGAGCAAUCUGGGAGUUCAGGGACACCAGACUUGAUCAAGGAAGGGCUGUCACUUUGGAGGUUCAAAAGGAAGCAUCUCAAAGCAAAGGAAGGCAAAGGAGCUCCAUGACAAACCUGCUCUCCCCCUUUGAUGCACCUUGUCCCGAGUGUGCUUGAGCAGCCCCCCACCCCCAC
Talpa occidentalis (Iberian mole) is the source of this 7104-nucleotide messenger RNA. It is a transcript of the gene PTPRT, whose product is annotated as protein tyrosine phosphatase receptor type T. Gene Ontology annotation, molecular function: protein binding; protein tyrosine phosphatase activity. Gene Ontology annotation, cellular component: membrane. NCBI's taxonomy places the organism in Eukaryota, Metazoa, Chordata, Mammalia, Eulipotyphla, Talpidae. Bases 1 to 4497 code for a protein of 1498 amino acids. Gene Ontology annotation, biological process: protein dephosphorylation. The record is from RefSeq and is a predicted model, not a curated record. The transcript is spliced from 33 exons.